Messenger RNA from Brassica napus (rape), 1305 nucleotides. RefSeq lists its product as uncharacterized. The record is from RefSeq and is a predicted model, not a curated record. The coding region runs from base 271 to 1083 and encodes 270 amino acids. The transcript has a single exon. NCBI's taxonomy places the organism in Eukaryota, Viridiplantae, Streptophyta, Magnoliopsida, Brassicales, Brassicaceae.
CAUGUGAAUAUGUAGCAAGAGACACGCUUCUCUGUCCCCUCUUCUAUUACCAUUUUUAUUCCUUUCUUUUCCAGUUUCUCACCCGAAAAAAUCCUUUUAAUUAUUUUCGUAUUUUGACUACUAUUAUUAAAUAUCAAAACUUCUUCUUUAUUCACCUAUAAAAAUAUAAAUUAAAAUCUAAUCCUUCCUAUAGUUCCGCCUUCCCUUCUUCUCAAAACUUCUCUCCACGUCUCUCUCUUUAUUCUGCAGAAGCAUUCAACAACUCUCACGAUGAUGGCGGUGGAUCUUCUAUCGGAAAACUCUAACAUGAGUCCAAGAAUCUCCUUCUCUCGUGACUUUUGCCAAUCCGAUGCAAUACCGGUCGAGAAACGUCCGUUACGAUCAUCGUCGAACUCCAAACCGUCGAGUCUCAAUUCAAGCGUCGAUUUCGAUUUCUGCAUUCCCGGCGGCGUAACUUCCGGCGAAAGCUUCGACCAAGGCUCUUGGUCCGCCGACGAGCUCUUCCGCAACGGUAAAAUCUUACCGACCGAAAUCAAGAAGAAGAAACCCGAAUCGCCACCGCCCGAGAAACGCAAUCCGGGUAAAAAAGUAUCCGAUACCGGUCCACCCGAACCGUCUAAACCGGAUACUAGAAAACCGAGAAAACCUGUUGAAGAAGAGGAAGAUGACGUCGUCAUAACGGAGGAGAAACCAAGUACGAAGUCGUUUUGGGGGUUUAAGAGAAGCAGCAGCUUAAACUGCGGGAGUAGUUACGGACGGAGUUUAUGUCCGUUACCGUUACUAAACCGGAGCAAUUCGACCGGUUCGACUUCCAGUAAACCGAAACAGAGCUCGAGGAAACACACAACAGAGCAUAUAAAGCUACAACAAUCGUCAUCGUUAUCAUCUUCGUCUUCGUGUUCAUCGAGUAACAGUAGCUUUCAGAAACCGCCAUUGAAGAAGAAUUAUGGAGGCUACAGUUACGGAAGCCAUGGAAGUGGAACUAGAGUGAGUCCGGUUAUAAAUAUGGUUCCGUCCGGGAACUUGUUUGGUUUAGGUUCUAUAUUCUCUGGAAAUGGAAAAGACAAGAAUAAGAAGAGAUAGGUUUGGUUCUGAUUUGGUAAGAGAGAUAUUAUUCCUGGGUUUACUGUUUGAUCCUGCUUCUUCUUCUUUCUCUGAACUCUGAAGAUUUCUGACAGUGUGUUUUGUGGGUCCUAUUGCCAACUUCUUUGUGUCUUUUUUUUAGAUUGUUGUGGUGUAAUUGUUUUUUGUUUGAUUUGUUAGUUUGUCCUUUAUCAAUGUUUAAAUCUAGAUUUUAUAUUUCAA